AGAACUCUUUGUGACGUGUAGAUAGGAAUUUAGUUUUCUUGUAGAUAUCCAAGUUAUUAGUGUGACAAACCACUCCCAAGCAAUGUGCGGAACAGCUUUUUCAAAAUUUUUGUCUCCGUCCGAAAACAAAGCCAAAGUCAAACCACUUAAAUGCUAUUCGCGAUCCUCUUUAAAUUUCGAAGAGUGUGACAGUCAACAAGCCUGCAACCCUCUGGCUUGUAGAGAUUCCAAGAAAAAGCAAAAAAGUAAUCAAUGGACUGUUUUCCAGAUACCUCUGAAACCGGAUGAAAAAGGAACAGGCAGACUUCCAAAGCGGAUGGAAGAGUGCGUCCCAAAAAAGUUAACGAAAGAAAUGCUUCUUAAUAGACAAGCCCAAGCAGAACUGAACCGACAGCGCUUUCUCGAUACGACAAAGCAAAAAGCUCAGAAGUCUUCCCAGUGUAAAUGCGAGAAAGACGAACAGUCAGAGCGCAUGCGCAAAGCCCUGCAGAUAUCCCAGAAGCAAGCGCGUGCUGAAAUGAACCGCCGGUGGCGACUGGAGCAGGUUCGGGACGCGGCAAAGCAUGCGUCAGGAACCAUGAAAAAAAUACGAAUAGACGCACAGUUUAAAAAUCAAAAUAAGAAAAGGCUCGUAGAAAUGGCACAGCGCAAGACAAAUGUCGACGAAAACAGGCAAAAGAUAGUACAACAGAUUAUAGACAAGCAACAGAGGAGAGAGGAGAGAGCAAGGGCUGUCAGAGAAAAGGCAAAGACCGUUAAGGCUAGCGCGUAUGACUUCAAGUGCGACGAGGUUGACUUGUCUUUCUACGCAUCGGACAGCGAUGACGAGGACCAGGAGUUGUGGGACAAGUUUUGGGGGAUCCACAAGGAUUACCAGCACAGUGUGUCUAGUUGAAGGGAAAACUACGUCUUGUAUUUUUUUUAAUUUUUUUCCAAAAAAUUUGUAAUUUGCAGUCAUUCUGUCAUCCAAGUGUGUAGGCAAUGUAAUAUGCAGAUAGCAAAUUAUUAAACAAUACAUGCGCCAA
This is a messenger RNA of Nematostella vectensis (starlet sea anemone), 1025 nucleotides long. RefSeq lists its product as uncharacterized. The record is from RefSeq and is a predicted model, not a curated record. NCBI's taxonomy places the organism in Eukaryota, Metazoa, Cnidaria, Anthozoa, Actiniaria, Edwardsiidae. The coding region runs from base 83 to 895 and encodes 270 amino acids. The transcript has 2 exons.